AUGGCGCCACCAGCUUCGCCUUCUUCUCCCAUGGCGCCACCGGCGCUGCCACGUGAGCUCUACCCCUUCAACGUUGCCAGAGGAGAUUUCCUCUACAAAACCGUCAACCAGGCUGAAUGGACAAGGCUACCGUCACCAAUUGAUGACCCGCAACACAACUGCUACGGCAUCAGAUUUGAUGGUACUGUGACUCUAACACAAAAGCACCGCGAACGUGGGAGCAUGUGCCGUGUCAAGCUCAUUCUCAAGCCACCUAUCAUCAAGACCGAAGACGACCAAACCACCGUCGAGGCUGUAUGUAUUAGAAUGGGCAAUCCUAGCUUUAGCGCAUACCCAGAAUGCCAUGAAAAAGUGAAAGCCGUCGAGCAUGCAAAGACUCUGCCACUUGCAACGCUCGACAAGACAAUCACACUGGUGAAGCUGAGGAACCUGAAACUGAAAAAUCUAAGCGUAAGCCGCGAGGAAGCGAAAAGGGCUGACAACUACGAGCUCGGGGAGCGGAUAUGGGCAUUGAUAGACCAUGGCUAUCGGGGCACUGCUCCACCCGGUCAGACCAAGAGAAUUAAUUGGACCGUUCUACCUCGACCAUCCAGCAGCGGCUCGGCAGAGACGCCUACGAACAAGCGUACGCUGAAGGAGCGACUGCAGGCACAUCAAGUGGCGACGGCGGAAGGGGAGUCGCGGUUGAGGCAGGGCUUGGAGGACGACCGGCAGACCAUGGUACGCAAAGUCACCGAGGCUAUCAACGGCGAGUGGGACAAAAAGGUGGCAACGGCUGUGGCUGAGCAUCGGGCGCAAACGGCGUCCACGAUGGAGAAGAUCGUAGCGGAGGGGAACAUUUAG
Messenger RNA from Letharia columbiana, 843 nucleotides. RefSeq lists its product as uncharacterized. The record is from RefSeq and is a predicted model, not a curated record. The transcript has a single exon. The coding region runs from base 1 to 843 and encodes 280 amino acids. NCBI's taxonomy places the organism in Eukaryota, Fungi, Ascomycota, Lecanoromycetes, Lecanorales, Parmeliaceae.